Molecule: messenger RNA, 2491 nt
Organism: Mixia osmundae IAM 14324
Lineage: Eukaryota; Fungi; Basidiomycota; Mixiomycetes; Mixiales; Mixiaceae
Exons: 6
Coding region: 352-2358 (668 amino acids)
Biological process (GO): protein phosphorylation; cellular hyperosmotic response; MAPK cascade
Molecular function (GO): MAP kinase kinase activity; ATP binding
Source: RefSeq, a predicted model, not a curated record
CAGAGGCCAGCACACGAACGAGGAAGCUGACAGCGUUCGAACGGUCCGCUCAAGGCUCAGAGGUAGCAGCACUGAUCCGUAGCUAGUGAUAGGGUGGCGAGUCACUUCAUGGGCAACAGGCUGCGCCGGCUCAGUGUCACACAUCCGCGCCAUUUGGCAAGCGAGGUCCAGCUUUAUCGCUGACAGUAGUCACGACUCGGACGACUGCGAUCUGCUGCAUCAGCAGUUGCGCAUAAUCCACGCGCGCACGCACAGACGAUCACGCCGCGUUCACGCACCUCUUUCGCUGGCCUCAGCAAGACCGACCUCGUUUCGCAAACACUUCCCUUCUAGCUAAGGUCAUUGUCCAGCAUGACCGAGCAUGAGUCCAGCGUGCCUCCUGGCAUUGCUGCCCUCAAUUCUGCCAUGGAAAAAGACUUUGGUCGGCUCAAGAUUGGCUCUCUGCCACAACAGCCGGCUCGUCCUAUCAAUCUUGACGAGCAAGUAGGCACACAACAGUCAAGCCAAUCGGCUCUGUCCUCGUCCGAUGCGACUCCCACCGGCUCUACUGCUGUCACGCCACCUAUAGCGGUCACGCCAGCCGACUCCGAGCCAAGCCAAAACGGUGCUGCCGAAGCGCAAAGUAUACCACCGGCCAAGUCGAUAGGCUCACUCAGUAAUAACACACCUAUUGCCGCCUCUUCGCCCAUUCGUGCAAGAGACUUCAUCUCGACGCCAGUUAGAAGUGCGCCUCCUCCCCCAACUUCGAGCCAAUCAACCACGCCAACGACCGGGCGACCUCCAGUCGGCCGCGCUACGCCUAGCAUGGUCGGUCAGCAUAGGAUACCCCCUUCGUUGCAAGCCAAGAUGGCAGCGCUGGCUCAACGCAGCUCAAGUGCGCAGAAUCUGUCACAAGGGUCAGGAUCUGCAUCCUCGUCGCUCACGUCGAGCGCCGAUGGUUCAUCCGGUUCGGAUGGCACGCGACGCUUAAAUCAGACGAGUUCGUCUGCGAUCGCAGAUGCGAGAAGCAGUAUCGCUACGCAUGCCGGCGCCGCACGAAGUUCCACGGCAGGCAUGGGCGCGAGUAAUGCUCUCGCGGCCACGUCACCUGGCGGUGCACUUGCUCGCCGUCGGCCGGUCGGAGGGCUGACGCUCGGCGGACUGGAGAGUCCAAAUGCUGGGCCAUCUGUGCCAGGUCGGCAAGGCUCUUUUGGCACGCCGAGCGUCGCUACUGCGCGAUUGGCCGUACCUGGUCAGCGACCGGGAGGUGCUUCACCCGUUGGCGGGCUUGGCGGUCGUCGGAAAGGUCCUCCACCGGGCGGCUUGAGCGGCAUGCGCCUCAAUCCAGACGGGCCAAGCUCAGCACAAGGCACACCGUUCAGCAACUUUAGCAAGAUUGUCGAUCCCUCCGGCAGACUCAACUUUGCCAACAAGGCUGUUUUGCACGAAAAGGGUGUCGACUUCACGUCCGGCGCGUCCUUUGCAAUCAAUAUGCAGGAUCUUACAUUAGAAGAGGAGCUGGGCAAAGGGAAUUACGGCACGGUUCAGAAGGUCUUUCACAAGGCAACAAAAGUCACGAUGGCAAUGAAAGAGAUUCGACUUGAACUAGACGACUCCAAGUUGAAAGCUAUCAUCACUGAGCUAGAUAUUCUGCAUCGCGCAACAGCACCGGAGAUUGUUGACUUCUAUGGCGCCUUCUUCAUCGAGAGCUGCGUCUACUACUGUAUGGAGUACAUGGACGCUGGAUCGCUCGACAAGCUCGGAGGAUUGGAUGUGCCAGAACCAGUCCUCGCUCGUGUGACAUCGUCCAUGGUCAAAGGAUUACGAUUUCUCAAAGACGAGCUACAAACGAUGCAUAGGGACGUCAAGCCGACCAAUGUGCUCGUCAACACGCAAGGCAUGGUCAAGCUAUGCGAUUUCGGCGUCUCUGGCCAAUUAGAACGAAGUCUGGCAAAGACCAACAUCGGCUGUCAGAGCUACAUGGCACCUGAACGAAUCAAAGGAGAAUCGCAAGGAAAUGUAGCAACAUACACGGUGGCAUCCGAUGUCUGGUCCCUCGGACUGUCCAUCAUCGAAUUCACUCUGGGGCAUUAUCCAUACCCGCCGGAAACGUACACCAAUGUUUUUGCGCAGCUGCAAGCAAUCGUGCACGGCGACCCUCCUGCGCUACCGGUCGGCUACUCCGCAGCAGCGGACGACUUUGUCGCAGCCACACUUGAGAAGGUUCCGCAACGGCGGCCGACCUAUGCUGAGCUACUCCAACACCCCUUCCUGCUGGCAGAUGAAGGGAGAGACGUCAACAUGGUUGCUUGGGUGCAGAAGACCCUGGAAGCCAAGGCAGCAUUGGGAACAGGCAAUGUGUCUUCCUCGGCCAACUGAAACCGGCUCCGGACGGCCUGAGUCAUGCCAGUCUGCGCUUCAAACAUAGAUAUACGCACUUGAAGCGCACACUUAUGUGCUAUCUACACGGAUGCAACUUUUGUACGACAUAUCGGCUCGUUAAGGGCUCGUG